CUGGAGGAAGAGGGCUGCCAGUUGUUCCCAUAACAUCGAACAAACACUUCACGACAACAAAAUGAGAAUCACACUAAUUCCCUUAUUGUUGGUCGUGGCUGCUGCCUGUGUCCCUGCCCUGUGUGGCAAAAAGGAGCAGCCGGUCCUCCAGCCUGACGUCCCAGUUGAAACCCGGUCCCGCUUUGCUGCUCUCGAUGAUGUGCGUCUCCUGGCGAAUGGCCUCCUGCAACUGGGCCAGAGCCUGCGGGAGUUUGUGCAGAAGACCAAGGGACAGAUAAACGACAUCGUCCAUAAGCUAAACAUCUUUGACCACUCGUUUUACCAGCUCUCCGUGCUUGCCAAUGAAAUUAAAGAGGAAGAAGAGGAGCUCAAGAAAACCACUGUGGUACUGAAGGCCAACAACGAAGAGAUCAAAAUCCUCUCUGUUGAGAUGAACUCCAAAGUGGACAUCAUGUUGCAGGAGAAGAGUCGGCUGCUGAAGAAGGUGGAAGGGCUGGAAGCGAAGCUGAGCAGCAUGUCACAUGGCCUGGUGACGAGCGGACAGGUGGCAGAGAUCGGUGGCCUCAGGGAAGUGAUCCUCAGCCAGGAGCGGAGCAUCACUGAGCUGCUCAAUGCUGUGAGAGAGCAGAGCGACCAGCUGAACCACCAGAGGGUUAAGAUCAAUAUUCUGGAGGAGAAGUUUACAGACACAUUGACACAGGAGACCAUUGAGAGGAUGCCUGACAUCUUCAACAGUGACGCACCAACACUCACCCCUUAUCUGGCCACAAGCUCGACCAGCACCACCAGCAUGACCAAUCCUCCAUCAGACUGCAGCGACCUUUUCAACAGAGGGGAGCGAGUCAGUGGUGUCUACGCCAUCAGACCCAGCGGAACGAAGACCUUCAUGGCUUUUUGUGACAUGAGCAAAGAUCAUGGAGCAACAGUCAUCCAGCGAAGGAGCGAUGGUUCAGUGAAUUUUGAUCAAAACUGGGAGAAAUAUGAAAAUGGUUUUGGAGAUUUUCAUGGGGAGUUCUGGCUGGGCCUCAGGAACAUCCACUCUCUAGCCACUCAGGGCAACUCUGUCCUUCACAUCCAGCUGGAAGACUGGAAACAGAACAGGCGCUUCACUGAAUACAGAUUUAACCUUAGUGGUCCUGAGAGCAACUACACCAUUCACCUCACGCAUCUGUUUGGAGAUUUGCCGGACCCCAUGAGCAACCACACAGGCAUGAUGUUCUCCACCAAGGACAGGGACAAUGACAACCACCAGGAAUCCAACUGUGCCGACACCUACACAGGUGGAUGGUGGUUCAACGCCUGUGGAGACAUCAACCUGAAUGGGAGAUAUUUCCACAUGAGACCUAAGUGGCGUUCAGAUCGUAGGAGAGGGAUUCAGUUAAAGCCGGUCCAAAAGGCAUCUUACUCCCUCAAGCGUAUCCAGAUCUCUGUACACCCCGUGGUUACCCCCAAUACCACCCCCUCUACUUCAGCCUCCUAUGAAACAGGUGUCUUUCUGUGAUCCAGCACCAGCAUUCUCCGUGAAAAUACUACGUUGAACAGUGGCCUCUUCCGGAGAGUCGUGGGAAUGCUUCAUGUGGACGGCCAUGGUUUAAGACGGCUUGGGCAGAGACGAUGAUGCUGUGUCAAUUUGUGUGAAUUUCCAGUAGAUUCGUUCACACAGGACUCAAAACAAGUUUCACAAUUCUGAGUGCUGUGAGAAAGCCAAAAGAAUGCAUCACCUGAACCAUGAUAGUCUCUAAUGUAAUAGAACACCUGUAUUGUGAAAUCUGAAAUACAGUACGCCGUUAGCAUUCAAUAUUUCUUCACUCACUGUAUCUCAGAGGUCAACGGUUAUGGAGAAGAAAUUAAAAUUUACAGCCAUG
Molecule: messenger RNA, 1865 nt
Organism: Pseudoliparis swirei
Lineage: Eukaryota; Metazoa; Chordata; Actinopteri; Perciformes; Liparidae
Product: angiopoietin-related protein 3-like
Exons: 7
Coding region: 62-1501 (479 amino acids)
Biological process (GO): phospholipid catabolic process; triglyceride homeostasis; phospholipid homeostasis
Source: RefSeq, a predicted model, not a curated record